This is a messenger RNA of Mucor mucedo, 522 nucleotides long. RefSeq lists its product as uncharacterized. The record is from RefSeq and is a predicted model, not a curated record. The transcript has a single exon. Bases 61 to 441 code for a protein of 126 amino acids. NCBI's taxonomy places the organism in Eukaryota, Fungi, Mucoromycota, Mucoromycetes, Mucorales, Mucoraceae.
CACAAUAUUAUUUUUUUCGCACGCACACAAUCUUUUUCUUUUUUUUUUUUUUCACUGAUAAUGUCUUGUUUAUCUAUCUAUCAUAAUCCCCGUUGCUCAAAGUCGCGUACUGCGCUUGCUUAUCUUGAGCAAAACCAGUCAAAAUACAAUUAUACUAUUGAUGUUAUCUUGUACCAAAAAGAGCCUCCUACUCGUGUACAACUGGAGAAACUAUCCAGCUAUCUCGGUUUAACUAACAAAUCAGUCGAGGAAGCGCCCUGGAAAAUCUUACUCCGUCCUGACGCUCAAAAAUUGGCUUCAACCUGGGAAGAAGCUUACCAGCUUUUGGAGUCUGAUCCCAAACAUCUUGAACGUCCAUUCAUUGUUGAAUUCAAACAGGGUAAAGCUGCAUUAGGUAGACCAGACCUUACUGAUGUCGAGGCUCUUGUUCAAAACUUGUGACUCGCUUAAUUUUUUUUAAACAUUUUUUUUUGGCGGUAACUUGGCCCCCCCUUGUUAAAAUAAUAAAAUAACCUCUCUCCU